GAACGGUGCUGUGUUCGCCUUAAGUCCCGGGCCAUCCAUUUUUUUUUUAAACAUUGUGUCUCGCUGCGAUCCCCCCUUCUCCUUUACCCAGUGUGUGUGUGUGUGUAUGUGUGUGUGUGUCUAGUGCGUGUGUAAGCCACACUUGAAGCUUAAAACGCGUCAUGGCUUUCAAACAUUUGUAAUUUAAAAGCGAAUCGUUAAGUUAAUCGUUGAAGAAAUUUGAAUGUAGUUAAAAAUUUAUUGUUUAUGUAAAAAAAAGAAUAAUAAAAAUUCGGCAAAGGUAAACUCAACUCGGAACUGGGCCUCAAAUGUGCGGUUUCCGGACGAGGAAUUGGCCGUCGAAGAAAACCUCCCUGCGCUGGGGCGACUGUUGUGUUUGCCCGUUGGACACGCAAACUACAAUUCAGUUCGCAAUCUACUGCCAAUAGAAGAAUCAAUCCGUGUGUCAGUGAUGAAUUCUCACCUGCCGUCUAAUUGAAACAACGCUCACCUCUUUCCUAUCUACGCUUCAUAUCAAAAUUUCGGUUUUUGGACCAAGCAAUAGACAAGUCCUAUCGAACAUUAAGCGCAAAUUCAAUCGAGUCCCAUCCGGAGCACAGACGAGCGCAAAUCACCUAAAUUAUUCAGUUUUUUUAAACACUAGUGGUGACUAAGCAAGUGGGAAAGAUGAUCAACAUCGGAGGUAUCGUGGCCAUUGUGGUCUUCUACCUGCUGAUUCUCAUCGUCGGCAUCUGGGCGGCCAAGAAGAAAGGAAAUGGAUCGGAAUCUGAAGAAGAAGUCAUGUUGGCCGGCCGCAACAUCGGCCUUUUCGUCGGCAUUUUCACCAUGACCGCCACAUGGGUGGGCGGCGGAUACAUAUCCGGCACUGCGGAGGAGAUCUUCGGCAAGGGAUUGAUCUGGUGUCAGGCGCCUUUUGGCUACGCCCUCAGCCUGGUUUUCGGUGGCUUACUCUUCGCCAAUAAGAUGCGCGAGCAAGGCUACGUCACCAUGCUUGAUCCAUUCCAGGACGCUUUCGGUGAACGCAUGGGCGGCAUGCUCUUCAUCCCGGCCCUGUGCGGAGAAGUCUUCUGGUCCGCCGCUACAUUAGCAGCUUUAGGAGCCACCAUCAGCGUCAUCGUCGACAUCGAUGUUAACAUCAGCGUCGUCCUAUCGGCCCUCAUCGCCAUCUUUUACACCUUGUUCGGCGGCCUCUAUUCCGUCGCUUACACAGAUGUCAUCCAACUCUUUUUCAUCUUCUUCGGACUGUGGGUCAGCAUCCCGUUCGCUAUGACCAAUCCGGCCGUCAGUUCCAUUUCGCCGUCGCAGGUCGAUUGGGUCGGUACACUGGAACCGAAAUAUUAUGGCCAGUAUUUCGAUUACGGUAUGCUGCUCAUUUUCGGCGGCAUUCCGUGGCAGGCUUAUUUUCAACGUGUUUUGUCGAGCAAAUCGGCCAGCCGGGCGCAGAUCCUGUCCUACGUGGCCGCCAUUGGUUGCGUCGUUAUGGCCCUGCCGUCCGUCCUAAUCGGCGCUGUGGCCAAAGCCACUGACUGGAAUCAAACGGAUUUCCGCGGUAAGGGAAACAUUCCGCUGGAUGACGAACAGGCUCGUAUGGUCCUGCCUAUGGUCCUCCAGUAUCUCACACCUGCCUACGUUUCUUUCUGCGGAUUGGGCGCCGUUUCCGCUGCCACCAUGUCAUCGGCCGACUCGUCCGUUCUCGGUGCUUCGUCCAUGUUCGCCCGCAACGUUUAUCGGCUCAUCUUUCGCCCACGGGCAUCCGAACACGAGAUCAUGUGGGUCAUGAGAAUCUCCAUUUUCGUGACGGGUGCCAUGGCAACCACAAUGGCUCUUACUGUCCACACGAUCUACGGCCUUUGGUACCUAUGCUCCGACUUGGUCUACGUCAUCCUGUUCCCGCAGCUGCUUAUCGUCGUCCACUUCAAGCACUAUUGCAACACGUACGGCAGCGUGGCAUCUUAUGUCAUCGGGUUCAUCGCCAGAGUCUCGGGUGGUGAGCCGCUAAUGAACUUGCAGCCAUUCAUCUACUACCCGGGAUGGAACGGGACGGAACAGCUGUUCCCAUUCCGCACGCUGGCCAUGGUCCUCUCCCUGAUCUCGGUAAUUGCCUUCUCGAUGCUGACGCGCUACCUGUUCGAGUCCGGCAAACUGCCGCCCAGCUGGGACAUCCUACGGUGCGUCGUCAACAUACCGGAGGACGUCGUGAGAGUGUCGGGCUCUGGCGACGAGUUAGAGUCGCACGAUGCCAUGGGCGAAAUGGCCGUCAUGACGGGCUUGGCCGACGUCCGCAAGUAUUCAGCCACUGAUGAAAUGAACGGACGUGUCAAUCCGGCUCUCAACCUGGGCAGUGAUUCGGACGAGGAGGCCAGCCAACAAUUGGCUUCGUCCGUCGCCCAGCGAGCUAAAUUGCAACAGCAAUUGUCCAUCGGUGCUAACAGCAUCGAUUCGCCUUCGCACCGGCCAAUGAUCAACCGCAAGCCUAACAUUAGCUCGGCAAUAGGAUCCGGUUCGGCGGCCGCGGCUGUAGUGGCUAAUAACACGGGAGAUAAGCAAACCACUCUCUGAGCCAACGUUUGGAGGGAGGGGGUAAUCAAUUAGGAACACAAGUAGCGAAGUGAAACGGGGAAAAAAGAAUAAAGGAGUUUCCCUUUCACUCAUUUCACGGACUCCCGAUCAUCGUUUGUUAUUUGUUUGCUAUUUUAAAUAAGAUAUACUGUGUUAGUCAUUUUUUAGCCAAAUGAAGCACGAUACGUUUCGUAAUAAUAGUACUAUACUCUUCGAUGGCUGUGGUUUCUGUUUAACGGCUGUAAAAGAGCCCAAAAACGAGGUAAAAGUUGAUGUCCCUUUUUUUUUUAUAUUUACGAUACAGACACACACACACAUAACAACAUGGCUGUUGAUAUUUAUUAUCUAAUAUAAAUAUAAAAAUAAAUAAAUAUAUAUAUAAAUAUAUAUUAUAAGUGGGAUGGUAUUUUCAAUUUUUCAACUCAAUCUUGUCAUUUCAACGUCCACAAAAAAAAAACCAUUUCUUGUUGUUAAUGUAUUUAUUGUUGCCUCUUUCAAUAUUAUCUAGUCGGUCGGUGUUUAGGGCACUUGUCGGCUUGGUGAAAAAACAGCCCCCAGAAUUGUUUUAUAAUGCAUCAAUUCAACGUCGGGACAUGAUGUGAUUCUCCCUUUUUGAAAUUUAUUUCAUUUUCAAAAAUGAAAUAAAUUUUUCGUUUAGUGUUAUCGAUGUUACCACCUCAUUGCUAUCCUCGUCUACGUGUUCACCCCACCUUGGACUAUAUAACUCAGCAUUACAUGUUACACAAGUUCAAGAA
Molecule: messenger RNA, 3314 nt
Organism: Daphnia carinata
Lineage: Eukaryota; Metazoa; Arthropoda; Branchiopoda; Diplostraca; Daphniidae
Gene: ChT
Product: high-affinity choline transporter 1-like
Exons: 9
Coding region: 667-2559 (630 amino acids)
Biological process (GO): choline transport; acetylcholine biosynthetic process; transmembrane transport
Cellular component (GO): plasma membrane
Molecular function (GO): choline:sodium symporter activity
Source: RefSeq, a predicted model, not a curated record